Messenger RNA from Serpula lacrymans var. lacrymans S7.9, 1176 nucleotides. RefSeq lists its product as uncharacterized. The transcript has 4 exons. Gene Ontology annotation, molecular function: protein binding. Lineage: Eukaryota; Fungi; Basidiomycota; Agaricomycetes; Boletales; Serpulaceae. The record is from RefSeq and is a predicted model, not a curated record. The coding region runs from base 1 to 1176 and encodes 391 amino acids.
AUGGGUGAAACGGUUGCUGCUUUAGGUGCCCACAGCGACCCUUCGCUCCCUAACGAGACACUCAUAACUAUUUUUCAUGGCCUCGCACCAUCCGUACUCACGAGGCUGGCAAGGGUGUGUGGUAGAUGGAAAAUAGUAGCGGAAUGGAUUCUAUAUUCCAACAUAACGAUAACCGAAACAUUCUCGUCCACAUAUCGCUAUCCAUAUUGUACCGUGCGAUGCUGCAAAACCAUCGCUCAGUAUCCACACCUCGCCAGUGGUGUGAAGAGGUUUCAACUGCGGUGGACGAGCCAACGAGAAACACAGCAUACGCAUGGAAUGUACUUGGAGAUGGCACUCCUGGAUAUCUCGCAGGCCAUAGGAUGCAUGACAACUCUCGAGGUGCUCGAUUUAUCACUGGGACUCGCUGAUUACUACUCUACGUCUGUGCUACCUCACGCCCAACACACAUUUCCUCUCUUACACCAGAUCUCCCUCAGUGGCCUUGGUCACUAUCCCCAGAACGCUCUCAAUCCAUUCCUCAAUGCCGUUCCCUCCAUACACCAUCUCAGACUUACAGACUCACGCGAGCAACUCCUCGUCCUCCCUUGCGCCCUCCCUUCGCUGGUCUCCUUCUGCGGCUGUCCCCGUGCAGCUGCUACGGUGCUCCCCGGCAGACCAGUCCAAUCUCUCGCACUCAUUGGACAGGACUACGUGACCGAUGUUGAUCUGUCACAAAUGGCCUUAACAAGCGUGCCCCUCCGCUAUCUUGAUUUAUCGGCUAUGUCGGUUACCCCGACAUUGCUGCGAAAUGUGUCCAGGUUUCUAUCAACCGUCGAGUCACUCAAGGUCAAACUCGCGCUCAGGCAUACCCUUCACUAUGCUUUGUCAGGAAUAAGAUUACUGGCUGCCCUUUCACAUCCACUCGGGGCAUUUCAACGGUUAUCGACGCUUGACCUGUCACCCACUCACAUAGACGGUGAUGGCCUUCGUAGCCUAGACGGCAAUGGUGCUGAGGAAUCUUCCAUCUGCCAAUCAUGGCACACCGCUUGCCCUUCUUUGAGGCGCGUAGUAUUUCCUUCCAAGACAGAAUGGCUAUAUAAACAGGAAAGCGGUACAUGGGUCCCCGUUCUAGACCAAGGAUCGCGAAGGCGCCCUCUUUGGUCACCUUCGACGAAGAAGUUCGCAGCCCCCUGA